This is a messenger RNA of Harpia harpyja (harpy eagle), 3283 nucleotides long. It is a transcript of the gene LRRC49, whose product is annotated as leucine rich repeat containing 49. Lineage: Eukaryota; Metazoa; Chordata; Aves; Accipitriformes; Accipitridae. The record is from RefSeq and is a predicted model, not a curated record. The coding region runs from base 98 to 2353 and encodes 751 amino acids. The transcript is spliced from 17 exons. Gene Ontology annotation, molecular function: protein binding.
GGUCGCCCCGGUAACGGCGGAGAGAUUUCCGAUAGAGGCGGCGGUCGGCGCGGAGGUGUGAGGUGCGGUGAGGGGCUCCCCGACGGAGCGGGUUUCCAUGAUGCCCAGCAAGUGCCGGCCCGGCAGGGGCCCUCGGGCAGCGCCCGGCCCGGUUAAUAACUGUGGUCUUCAGCUGGUUAUCCAGACCUCAUCAAUAACAGAUAAAAGCAAACCAUUUGAAUUCAGGAUAAAUAAAGAACAGUCAUCUAUCCACAAUAGACUUCUGCAGCAUGAUCUGGAAAAAAACUAUUCAGGAAGGCAAGGAGACCAAAGAGUAUUAAGUCCAUUGGUGCGUAAUAAGCAGGUAUAUCUUCCAGUACCAUCCAGUCUGACAGAACUUUCUGGUUUGGAGUUAAAGCAGAAUACAGGUUCUUUAUCAGGAUUUGGUGAGACUUCUAUUCACACACCAACAAAAUCCAGAUCCCGACAAAGCAGCCACAGUAUUAGUUCACAUGCUUCAGAUAACACAAAUUUUGGGAGCAGUUCAUCAAUAACAUUUCCUGUAUUGCAACGUACUGCUGAAGAAAAAAUACUGAAUUCUGAUAGACUUACCCUGGAAAGGCAGAAACUGACAGUGUGCCCAGUUAUUGAUGGGGAAGAUCAUCUUCGCCUUUUGAAUUUCCAACAUAACUGUAUAACCCGAAUCCAAAAUAUUUCUAAUCUGCAGCAUCUUGUUUUCUUAGAUUUAUAUGAUAAUCAAAUAGAGGAAAUAAGUGGGGUUUCAACUCUGAGAUCCCUAAGAGUCCUUUUGUUGGGAAAGAACAGAAUAAAGAAGAUCUCAAAUCUGGAGAACCUAAAAAAUCUUGAUGUUUUAGAUCUUCAUGGAAAUCAGAUUACUAAAAUAGAAAACAUCAGUCAUUUGAGUGAACUGAGAGUGUUAAACCUUGCCAGAAACCUACUAACCACUGUAGAAAACCUUAAUGGACUGGAUUCGCUCACAGAGCUCAACCUUCGUCAUAAUCAAGUCUCUGCUAUAAAAGAUGUGGAUACUUUGCCCCAUCUCCAACGUCUCUUCCUCAGCUUCAACAAUAUAUCUAGUUUUGAGGAUAUUCUGUGCCUUGCUGAUUCCUCAUCUUUGUCAGAUAUCACCCUUGAUGGCAAUCCGAUAGCUCAGGAGACAUGGUACAAACACACUGUUCUCCAUCAUAUGAUGCAGCUCCGACAGCUAGAUAUGAAGAGAAUCACAGAAGAAGAAAGACGUAUGGCAUCUGUUGCAGCAAGGAAAGAGGAAGAAAGGAAGCGUGAAAGCCAUAAACAGACCUUGCUUAAGGAAAAGAAACGGUUAACGAUUUGUAAUAUUGCUCGUCAGUGGGAGAUACAGCAGAAUCGAAUAGCUCUUGUGGCUUCUUUAAACCAAGAUAAAGAUAACGAGCCCUGUCAGAUCAAUGGCAGUGCUGCAUAUGUAUUUCCUGAAGAAAGCAGGUCUCUUGAUACAAUAUUGAGCAGUGCAGUACAAGGCUUGUCUGUUCUUGAGUCUCAUUUAGUGGAAGUGGAAGGAGACACUCUUUGCUUGUAUGGUGCUGGAGCGCUGGAGUGCCUGGAUCGAAACUGGAGUGUUCAAACAGCUGGAAUUAUUGUCACAGUCUCCUUUAUGUUCAUAGAAUUUGAUGAAAUUGUUCAAGCAUUAACAAAACUGAAGAUAAAAUUUCCUAAUUCUGUGCACCUGAAGUUUAAGGAGACAAAUCUUGUGACGCUGCAGCAAUUCAAUGCAUUAGCCCAGAUGCAUCGCAUUGAACAGUUGACAGUUGAUCCUCAGGGAAAUCCAGUUGUCAACUUUUCUUUGUGGAAAUACUAUGUUCUGUUUAGACUGAACCAUUUUAAUCUGCAGAAGAUAAAUGGAGUAAAGGUUACUGGAAACGAUAUUGUAAUGGCAGAAAGGCUUUUUGGCAUUCUGGCAUAUGUAGCAUCUUCUGAGCUGCCACAUUAUCGCAUGCUUUCAUUAAUUGGAGAAUCUAGGAGGAAGCAAUUCCAUUAUCUGCUGGAGGGAAAGGGAAAGAAAUCUGGGAUUGGGAGUGAGGAAAGUAGUGAUAACAGAAGUGGAGGGGAAAGCACAACUCGAGCAACAUUGAAUUACAUGACAAAGGACUUUCAUAUGGAAAAGCUUGAGGAAAUCAAGGAAAGAAAAACAUUUUGCCAGACAUACGUCGAGAACUUAGUGAAAGAAGCAGCUGACAUCAAUAUGAAAAAUGAGUCUUUGCAGAAGCUCUGGCCUCAAAUGUUCAUUGAGCUUGUCAGAGAUGCAGUGAUAGAAAUACGCAAUAAAAAUUCCUACAUGAAACUCUGCUUACAGCGUAUCACUGAUCAAAAACAGUAGAGUCAAGGCUUGUUGUCUUGCAAGAUUUUGGUUUCAGUAGUCUAUGAUGUUUUACAGACUUGAAACAAUAGGAUAUAAAAUUACCAUCACUAUGGCAUACUUCACUCAUCCCACUCCAUGCACACACACUCCUCAAAGGGAUGCCUUUAAAUCUUAAUUUACUCUUGAUAGUUUUGAAAUAAAGGUUUACUUGGAUACUGCUUUAACAAUGCUUCCUUGGCUAAAGUGAUGACAUAGAAUAGAAGUAACUUGGUGAUUGUCAUGUUUUACUAAGUUCUUUUUUAUUUUUUUCUGCUAUCCUUGCUUCUGUAGUGCUACAGCAUUGAUUUUUAAGGAACAAAUUUACACUCUGCUUGCCUUAUUUUUUUAUUGAAUGCUUUUUAAUUGUCACGUUUUUGACUGCUGCUGUUUAAAAAAAAUCAAGAAUAGUAGCUGAUUUUUUUAUGAGCAAAAGCAAAUAAAUUAUUUUUACACCCUGAACUUGAUGAAGACUUAUUAUUAUUAUUGUUUAACUUGUGAGGUUAUAGAACACUUUUUCACACCCAAUGCCAUCACAGUGCUCAGUAUAUCAGCAUUUAAUGAGCCUAAUUCUCAACUGAACAAAUGUCCCAAACUUGACUUCAGGUGUUUUUCAUUAAUUUAAUUUGUAUUAGUUUGUGUGAAUUAUUAUAGGUAAAAUAUGAAUUCGAGGUAUAUUCACUUAAGCUUUAUUUUUGUUCUGUUAAAAUAUGUUAAUACAAUUUUUUUUGUUUCUUGAUUACUGAAUUACUCAUUUUUGACGUUUGUCAAGGUCAAAUGAGCUAAAAUGCAUGCAGUACAUUUGGUAAGGAGACUGAUGACUACUGUUCAGUUGUAAUUAAUUUCUGUGACUGUGUGAAAAUUUCAUAUUUGUUAUCAAUAAAAAUAAAUUCUUCACUUUUGCCCUUCACA